This is a messenger RNA of Eremothecium sinecaudum, 2175 nucleotides long. It is a transcript of the gene DPB11, whose product is annotated as protein kinase activating protein DPB11. The transcript has a single exon. Gene Ontology annotation, biological process: mitotic DNA replication checkpoint signaling; DNA replication initiation; mitotic G2 DNA damage checkpoint signaling. The coding region runs from base 1 to 2175 and encodes 724 amino acids. NCBI's taxonomy places the organism in Eukaryota, Fungi, Ascomycota, Saccharomycetes, Saccharomycetales, Saccharomycetaceae. The record is from RefSeq and is a predicted model, not a curated record.
AUGAGCAAGCCUUUCCAGGGUUUAACGUUCUGUCCUACGGGAGUUGCUGAUGACGUCUACCAGGUGAUUAGCAAGAAGGUUGUGAAGUUGGGUGGCUGUUUUUCUAGGGAUCUUACAAGUCAAGUGCAAGUUCUCGUUGUUGGCAGCCGGCGCACAGUGAAGUACCAGUAUGUUGUAGCGAACCGUGCUGAUAUUGUUUUUAUUAAUGCAGAGGCUAUUAACAAGGUUUACGAUACUUGGUUGGCAGGUGAGGAUGUUGCCGAAGGUUUGGGGCGCAACGAAUAUCAGCGUGACCGAAUAUUAAAGAUGCUGCGCGAACGCUUCCAGCUGGGGCCAUUUAUGGGCUUUUACGUGUUUAUUGGGCGUGUGAAAGGAGAUAAAGUGAGUGUGAAUGAGCUUCAGCAGCUGUGUGAGAUGGGUCAAGCAUAUAGAUGUCUCACGAACCAUUUUAUCAAAGAUACAGAAUGCAAAGCGAAGAGCGUGUUUGUUACAGAUUGCGGAGAAGGAGCACGUGCCACUGUUGCGAGGGAACAGGGCGUGCCAAUUUUGCAUCCCAAGUGGAUCAUGGACUGCGUGAAACGCGGUGCGAUGAUGGAAUUUGAAUUUUAUGCCUUAGAUACAUGUGCCGACCGGGCUUGGGACGAAAUCGGUGCUGAUGCAUGCAACUGCUGGGAUCAAUUAGAGCGUGGCAGUCAACCUCUCUCAUUGGAAGAGAAGUCCAAAGAGGAAAAAGAGGACGGUGAACGCGUUGUGCGACUGAACAGUCGAGCCCGACAAAACGGCUCCAAGCUUUGGGCGUCUACCGUAUCGAAAGCCGAGAAUGCCGCUAAUCAAGAAAAGGUGCAAGUCUAUUACCAAAAUUCUGAUGAGGAGGAGGACGCGCUUGGGUCCUCCCAAGUGCUUAAUCUUUUUGAAGGCCAUUGUUUCUGUUUAUUUGGUUUCUCAACAAAAAGACACCGCAUUCUGGAAGAUGUUAUAAAUUUACACAAGGGAGAGUUGGUAGCAUACCAAGAUAAUGUAUCAGCAAAGCAUAAUGUUUUUUACCUUUGUCCAAGUGAUUUUCCCGUAGAAGAGCUCCCGGCUGACAUUGACUGGGUCACAGAAUUUUAUAUUGAGCGCUGCCUACACUAUAAGGACCUAAUGGAUCCCGACCCGUGGUGCAGACCAUUUUUUUCUAAAUUCUUCUUGAAGCCAUCAAAACAGCUGCUUCGCAACCAUGAUACCUUAUCCGUGCACAUAACGGGGUUCCAGGGCGUAGAACUAUUGCAUAUGAAUAAAAUAUUGGGCCAUCUAGAAAACAUGGGUCUCAAAAGCGCAAGAUCCCUUAAUCAGUCCACAGACAUUCUAAUAGUAAAUCUUUCACAGUUGAACUCCAUUCCUGAAGAUCAUACGUUGCGCAAGAACCAGUACGCGCCUAUGUUUAUAAGACAAAAAGAGCAAAACCAAAUUUUCCGGAACUCAAUGAAACGUAAGAUUGAGUUUAUAAACAAGCAUUCCAUACCGCUCGUGACGCCCGGGUUCCUGCUGGAAUUAUUCCGGCGUGCGUUACAGGCUAAAUCUGACGGACUGUCCUCCGCCAAAAUAUAUCUGAACGACAUAAACUGGUGUAUCAUAUGUCCCCGUGGGUCAAAGCAAAUCUACAGCAUGGAGAUUGAAGUCUCUAGCACAAAAACUCUACCUGUAAGCACUCAUAUUAAUCUUAAGUCGGAAUCGCUGGAAGCAAUGAUGCAUAUUAACAAAACACACACAUCCCCUGAUCUUGAAGCAGUUAAGCUAUUAAGCAAUUCAAUUCCGGCUCCACGUAACUUUGAACCGCUUGUGAAUAAGCAACCACGGCUUUCACCGCCAUCCGAACUUUCUCCACAAGUUUCUCCUGCUAAAGAAGAAGUAAUUGCACCUAUUACAAAACGAAGAAAGUUGCAUACGACACCACCAGUUCAGCGGACUAGCAGCUGGGGUAAUCUAAUGACAGAAGAUGCAAAGCAAGUAGCAACGGACUUAGAAAGUGAACGCAGUCAUGAACCUGAUGUUACUUCUACUGAACAAACAGGGGAUCGUUACUCUGACAGUGUCAUGCACACACAGGUAACGUACGGCGAAAUUAACAAUCGUAAACAACUCCUACCCCCACCGCCAAGGAGACUCACAAGACAAUCAUACAAAGAACAGAUAUAG